This is a messenger RNA of Ceratina calcarata, 2569 nucleotides long. Its product is annotated as bolA-like protein DDB_G0274169. NCBI's taxonomy places the organism in Eukaryota, Metazoa, Arthropoda, Insecta, Hymenoptera, Apidae. Gene Ontology annotation, molecular function: nucleic acid binding. The transcript has 3 exons. The record is from RefSeq and is a predicted model, not a curated record. Bases 633 to 2111 code for a protein of 492 amino acids. Gene Ontology annotation, cellular component: mitochondrion.
UGAUCACCGUGAAAAAUCACGGUUGAUUAGUGACGGUUGAUGAUUUUGAACGCCAUCUCUACUAGAUACAUCAAUCCUUGUGCUCCAAUUGUGCUUAUUGUGGUGUAUUAUAUUGAAUUUAAUAAGGAGCAAGGUUAUUUUUUCGGAAUUAAUUGGAGAUAAUACAAGUGUUUACUUUUUAGGUUAAACAAGAAACUAGAGACAGUGUCCUGUAGUUGAAAUUAAUAAACACAUAAAGGACUGUGUAAAUGUUUAAAGUAAGAAGAUUAUUAAAGAAUAAAGGUUUUUCAGUCGACCUUUGUCUGGAAUAAAGGAGCGUACCUGGCUUAUGAUAUCUGCCGUCUUUACAAAAAGGAAAUGGGAGAGAUGUGCCAGCAUUAGGGGACGGAAAUCCGUAGUUACAUUUGGACGCUAGCAGACGUAGCAUCGCUUUCGUACAUAAAAUCGAGUUGUAAUGUAAAAAAAUAUAAUAUUGAAUGUAGAAGAUUGUGAUGUGCAACGAAUUGUGUCGCGAGGAAAUUUGCAGAAGGAAAUUUCGAAACUACAAUUAAAAGAUGCAGUGACAUAUCCUUGCUGAAGGGGAUUUGAUUGCACCAAAUUCUUCUGCAGUGAUCAAUGAGGAGGCUCUUCUUAUGGCAGAGGAAAUCUAUAACCGUACAAUUGAUAUGUUAAAUGAGUAUAAAUUCAUCAAGUGUGAAGAACUCUUUAUGAAGAAUGAAGCCGAAGACAAGGAAACACAUGAAGAAGCAAGGAGCAGUUCAUCGGAGAAUUACGAGCCACAGGAGAAAAUAACGAAAACGGAACACAUUCCAUUAGAAUACAAAAUUAAAGUUGUAAACAUUGUAAAAGCACACAAAGGAUGGACGCUUAAAACUUUACAAAGAAGAGGGUGCUCUCGCUUAAAACGCAUGGAUGAUAUACCGAGGUGGGAGGCUCACAUUAAACGUGGUGGGACCAUUUUUGAUAAGUAUUCAAUAAUUGAUUCAUGGACGAAGGAUCGUUUUGAAGAAGCUCGCAAAAGUCAUCAGCAAGUGACGACGAGAAACUUGCAGGAAUGGGCGUUAGCUGCUGCAAGCCAGUUCAGAGACUUCCAAUUUAAAGCAUCUAAGUCGUGGGUGAAGCAGUUCAAGCAGAGACAUGGAAUUCGUCAAAGGAAGAUUAUGAAACACGUCUCGGAAAGUGAGGAUUCAACAAUGGAGGAAUGUUGGACAUCCGCGGAAACGUUCCGAUCUCAAAUUAGAACUUUGAUACAACACUUUCAUCCAAAUUUUAUCAUUAAUACAGAUCAGAUAGACUGUGAAUAUCAAACGGAUUCUGGCAGAACAUAUGAACACCAAGAAUCCAAGGUGGUCAUGGGCCAGGAACAAAAUAUAACGGAAUUGACUUGUCACUCUCACACAGCGCAAUAUUCUAUUACUAUGUCGGGAAAACUAUUACCCGUUGUUUUUGUGUGCCUACCAGAAAUAUCUGGAUCAUGCGGAAAGUCGAUAGCCCAGUAUUCGGCCAAAUAUCCAAAGGUAGUUGUUGUAUAUUCGAAAUCAGGGAAACUUGCUACACAUUUAUAUAAAAGUUUUUUAAGUGAUUGCUUGAAACCGUACGUGCAAAAAGAGAAAUUUCUGUUAAUAAUUGAUUCUUGGGACGGACAAACUAAUCCCGUAUUGUACGAUGAAUUAUUUCAAGACGAUGACGGAAAAGUAACAUGUACUUUAAAAGUAAUCCCUUCGAAAUGCACACCAUUGGUCCAACCGUGCGAUGUUUAUUUUUACCGACAGGUAAAAAAUUUUAUCAAGAGAUUACAAAACUGUACCUACUUACUUGAAAAUAAACGCGAGAUUAAUUCAAGUGAGGAUUACAUUAAAAUACAUUCUGUUGCGCAUCAUCAAUUGUCCUCCCCUAUAUUUUGCAAUAUGAUUCAAUAUGCGUGGUAUGCAUCAAAAUUAUGUGAUAACCGAGAAGUAUUUAUGAAUGUGAAUGAUGUGUGUUUUCCAAUAGACACACUUAAACAACUAUGCGCUUGUACAAACGUUACUUUCAUAAUUUGUGCUAGAUGCCGCAAUAAUUAUUGCUUUCCAUGUUUUUACGAUAAGUAUCAUCCUGGGUCGUGUAUGUAAUUAAUGUAGGAAAUGCGUAAUUAUGUAUUAAACGUAAUAUUAUGUAUUAUUUAUACGUUUCAUUUUUCCCGUGUCCACAAAUAAAAAUCAGCAUUUUUAAUUUAAAAAAUAACAAUAGGUGUUCAUUGGCGAAGAUUUCAUGAAUUUUACGCUAAAAAUUGAGGUAGGCUAAGGUUCGCUAAAUUAAACUUGGAUAUUUGAGAUCUUCAAAUCCUGUAAAUUUCAGAGAAAUCAGUUUGAGCAUCUUUAGUACAAAUAUUGUCUCAAAAUACCUCGAUAACUAACAGUUUUAAAAUGUCGAGAGUUAUCGAACUAUACGAAAAAAUAAUGGAAUUGUUGAUCGCAUAAGCACCAUUGCACUUUUAAAAAAAAUAUUGGUCUACUCUUUAAAUCAUUUAUCUAUUUCCUUCAUUUUUAUAUAAGUGCAUUGGAGUACAUUACUUUGUACAUUAAUUCAA